AAUAACAUGUACUCUGUGGUGGACUUUGAACCGGCAGGCAGAUGGGUGUGGAGACGGGUAAGGUAAUCCAUUGGUAUUCCAGGAAGAGAGAUCUCUGACUACAGACAUGGCUAAAUUCCUGUCAGGAACUCAGAUCAACGAGUUCAAGGAAUGUUUCUCCUUGUACGACAAGAAGCGCAAGGGGAAGAUUGAAGCCAAGGACCUGAUCACAGUUAUGCGCUGUCUGGGGACGAGUCCCACCUUCGGUGAGAUCGACCGACACCUGCAGGUCCACAAGAUAGAAAAGAAGGGUGAGCUAGACUUCUCCACCUUCCUGACCAUGAUGCACCGGCAGAUCCAGCAGGAGGACCCCAAGGCGGAGAUCCUGGAGGCCAUGAGGAUGACGGACAAGCAGAAGAAGGGCUACAUCCUGGCCUCGGAGCUCCGGGCCAAGCUCACCAAGCUAGGAGAGAAGCUGACUGAUAAAGAAGUGGACGAGCUGUUCAGAGAAGCCAACGUGAAGUCUAAUGGCAACGUGCACUACGAGGAGUUCACCAGGAUGGUGACACUACCGUCAGUGGAUUACUGAGGGACAGGAGGAGAUGACGUCCUUUAUGACAGGGAAGCAUGGUCACAGCAUGGUACAUCUUAAAAGCACCAUGAUACACUGUGUCCAGAGUUCAGGUACUUGCUAAGGCCUGCAUAUAGGCACUAUAAUCUAGCACCGAUAACAAAGUGCUUUGAACAAGAUCCUUUCUGACUAACAUUGAAAAACAAGUUUUGUUCCUAAAAGAAAAACCCAAUUUCAACUUCAGUUCUCUGGUGAAGUUAUCAAUGUGCUGUUUAAAAUUCAGCUUUUCUUCUAACCAAUUCCCAAGAUACUUAUAGGUUAUCAGUUUCCUGACUUUUUAGAGUUGAAAUGUGCAAGUGACUCCAUGUGUUUCCUUUCAAAGAGAAAACCAUUUCCUUGCACAAGUUUAAAUUCAAACCGCAUCAAAAGCCAACUGUAAAUCCUGAAAAGCCUUCAAGAUGUACAAGAAUAAAUAAUUAUGUCAUCAGCA
Messenger RNA from Oncorhynchus gorbuscha (pink salmon), 1040 nucleotides. Its product is annotated as calmodulin-like protein 4. The record is from RefSeq and is a predicted model, not a curated record. The transcript has 5 exons. Gene Ontology annotation, molecular function: calcium ion binding. Gene Ontology annotation, cellular component: myosin II complex. Bases 107 to 568 code for a protein of 153 amino acids. NCBI's taxonomy places the organism in Eukaryota, Metazoa, Chordata, Actinopteri, Salmoniformes, Salmonidae.